Messenger RNA from Caenorhabditis angaria, 6738 nucleotides. NCBI's taxonomy places the organism in Eukaryota, Metazoa, Nematoda, Chromadorea, Rhabditida, Rhabditidae. The record is from the annotation of a GenBank genome assembly.
AUGAAGAAUUAUUCUACUUUUAGUGAUCAAGGUUAGUUUAAGAUUUUUUAGGAUUUUUUAAGUGAAACUUUUUGGAAUUCAGAAUUUUAUUGUUAGAUUUUUCGGGGAUUGGUGAUAAAAAAUAGUCAGAAUUCAUAUAUUCGAGAAAAAAUUUAGUUCCAAUCCAGAACUGAAUUUUUUGAGAUUUUCUGGAACAUUUUGAGAUGAAAAAUUUUACAUGGAACUUUUUCAGAUUUUAUUUUUUGGAAGUUUUUUUUUCAAAAAUUUUCAAAUUAGUCUCGGUUUUUUAAAAAACCAUACAUUCAAUUUAAAAUUAUCACAGCUUUUCUGAAAAUGUAUUUUUCACCUGUAAAAUUUUCCGGAAAGUCUGAAUUCUUUGAUCUGAAAAAAUGUCCUCAUAAGAAAAAAAAUUCAGAAAGUUUUGAAAAUUCUAGAUUUUCAUAUUUAUUCCAAGGCAUCUCCUAGUUUUCUUCAAGAAUCUUUAAUUUUGAAAUUUGAGUCACCAAUUUUUCAUUAAUGGAAUUCUUUGCUCAUUUCAAAAACAAAGUUUAACCAACAUUUUUCAUUUUUCUUUCAAAAUAAAGCACAAAAAUCAAUGCUCUAAUGGUGGAAACGAUUAUAAUUCAUUUUGAAAUGACAGACUUGUCAACUAUUUUCCGAUUUGUUCUCUCUUUAUGUUUUUCAUAUCUCCUCAUGAACGCACAAAAAGUGCAUCUGUGGUGAAAAGCGUUUUCAUCAUUUUCAUUUUCAUUUCACAAAGUCACAUGUCAUAGGUUUUUCGUUCGUUUGAAAUCCGAAGCCUCCUAACUUUACCCAACUCGUGAUGAUUGAGAAGUGUAUUACCAGUUGAAAAGAGGAACAUUGGACAAAAAAAACAUUGAAAACAGGUCUUUGUGGUAUGAGAAGUUCUGAGAAAAAUUGACUUCAGGAAUUUUAAACUUGUGUUUUUAUCUGAAAUUUUGAAAUUUUUUUAAAUGUCAAUAUUAUCUUGAAUUAUGGAAUUCUGAAAAAGUGAAAAUUGGGUUACAAUUUUGAAUUUUAAGAUUAUUCAAGCGGCCCAGGUUUUCGAGAAAAGUGGUUCGAUAUUCAGGCCCAAUUCGGAAUUUUUCUCGGACUGGCCUGAUUUUUUCUGUGGUCUCGAUUUCACUGAAAAACACCAGGAAUAAGUAGCUCAAAUCCAAAUGUGAACAUUUUUUCGAUAAUUUUUGAACUUUUUUUUCGAUCUGGAAAUUCUUUAAAAAAUUGCUUUAGAAAAUAAGCUAAGGAUAUCGAUUUACGUUCCUUUUUUUCGAAAAAUUGGGGUCAAAUUCAGAAAUCCUUUCUGAUGCUGUGCUUCAGAAUCUAGAUUUUGAUAUUUUUUUAAUUAUCCAAUUAGUACUGAAAAUGUACCUUGAUGCACUUUAGAGAUCCUAAAACUCAUUUCUGAUUCCUCCAAGCUGACCCAAACCUCCCCCCAGAAAAAAACUGGGCGGAUUAGGUGUCACGUAUGUACAUGUAACAAGAGCAGUUUUUAACGGACAUUGAUAUAUUUACAAAAAGUAUUUUAGCGCAUCAUUACAUAUUAUUUCCUCUCUUUUCUCCCAAUCUAUUCAUCAUUUCAUUUUCCUGUGAGCACUCUUAUUUUUCUUGUUCUUAUUAUUAUUGUUUUUGACAUUGAAAGGAAGAGAGAUGGCAAAAGUUCAUGGUAAGCUAGAUAAGCUUGAACAGGCGAACACACACACCGAAUGAAAAAUAAAAGUAUCCAAUAUCCAAUAGACCUCUUGUUAUUUCAUUUUGCUUGUUUUUGUUUCUAGGUAUGACAUCGUCUCCACCACCUCCUGAUUUGUUAUCGAUACCGGGAAGUGAGUCGAAGAAUGGUCGACCAAAGUUUAGUAGUGGAAGUGAGGAAUCGAUUCGUCUUGGAUCUCGUGUAACGUUUACUGAUCAAACUGUCUCGUUUGAAAAUGGUGAAGGGGUGAGUAGGGGUUUAGAGACAUUUGUGGGAUUUGAGUGAACUCGGUUGAAAGCUGAAAGGUGAUCGGGUUCUCGAUUUCCAAUUUUUAAAUUCUUUGGGCCUUUUAAACUUGAUCUACCCCCAGAAGAACACAAUUCUUCAGACUUACGCUAACUAGCAUGGAAUCUAGAAUAUUAAAAUACUCUUUCAAACAAAUCCUGAAGCGAUUCCUUUAACUUCAAAAAUACACAAACAGUAAACUUUUUAAAAAUUAUGAUUUCUGAAAAAUAUAAUUUCAGAUAAUUUUUCUAGUGUCAAAUUCUAAAAAAUGUCAGAUACAUUUUUUGGAUCAUUUCAACUCUCUGAAAUAUUUUAUUUUUCCAUAGAAAAAAUCUCUUUCCCGACCAAAACCCAGACCACCCAGUGUUUUUUGAUUCCUGCAUUCAUAAGUUUUUGAUGAAAAAUAUGCAUUGUCUGAAGUGCUCGAAAUAGUAAAAUCAUUUGACGAAAUCUCGUGUCUUUUUUCCUCCUCCAAAGACACACAAAAAAAGACUCAUCUGUGGAUGUACUAUGAAUGUAAUCAAAUAAAAGUGGCCACUGACACCUAGAUGGCCCCCGACUUUUUUUUGCUCAUCUCAUUUCAAAAUAAAUUGAAGCGGGGGAUAAAAUUGGGUGAACUUCUUCUUUUUUUUGCUUCUCUUGUCUUGUCAAGAAAAUAGACAAAUCUGAUUAGAACACAAUGUUGCUAUUUUUAGAUUGGGGAACAAUUAUUUUUCAAAAAAAAAAAGAAAAACGAAAAAAAUAAGGAAAUUAUAGAGUGCGAAAAGACCAUUAAAUAAUUUUUUAUGGUUUUCAGGAAAAUGGCUCGGGAGCUGUACGAUUUGUUGUUGAGGCUGAAAAUGCAGAUCGAGAAGAAUGGGCAAACAAGGUAUAUUUGAAAGGGGCUAUGCAGAUUAAUAUUUUUGGAAAAUAUCACAUGGUUUUUGGUUAAAGAAACGAAAACGCUGAGAGAAAUUCUUUAGUAGGAGCCGCCUCUACAUAGAAGUAGACUCUGGCAAGGAGCCGCGCCUUGAGAAUUAGCCGAGUCUAAUAAUUCUAGUUGUCAAGUAGCGACUUCUAGAGACUUCCAUUGUCAAGCAAUCGCGCUUAGACACAUUUUUGAACUUUUCCAGUUAUCAUGAGCACUUAGAGAACUUCAAAAGAAAAACUUCAGCCUUCAACAUUUUCGGACAGACUUUUCAUAAUCUUUGAAAGGACUAAUGUUUUUCAACACGUUUGGAAAUUUUAUUGCAAUAUUUGAGGCCCACACCUUGUUUCUUCUGUAGAACACAAACUAUAAAAAUUUCUUGGUAAAUUUCAUUAUUCCCAGAAAUAUUAUCCUGCAUCGGCCCAUUGUUCAAACACCAAAACACACAAAACAUAUUUUUUGCAGACUCAAUUCUACAUGGGCGUUGUUUCAUAUGCAGUCGGACUUGGAAACGUCUGGCGGUUUCCAUAUUUACUGCAGAAAAAUGGCGGAGGUUUGUUCGAAAGAAAUUCCAUUAUUAUUAUUUUUCUCAUUUUACUUACUCAUCGAGAAAAAGAAUGACUGGGAGACAGAAAGAAAUAAAAUAUAAAGAAAACUGAAAAGAAAAUAAAAAAAAUAGAAGAAAGGAAAAAAAGAAACAAAACAUUGGCGAGCAAACUUGUUUUUGUUUUUUUUUUCGUUAUAAUAAAACGACUAGGUUAAUCGUAGAUGAAAAAUGGAAAAAGACAACUAAUGAGGGAACCUUUUUUUAUUCAAGAAAGCUGAAAAUUUCAGCUUUCAACCUCAAAGCUGAUUGUGAGAGCUGUGUUAUUUUCAAAAAAAAAAAAUAAUUUUGUUAUCUGAAAAUUUUUUUUUGAAAAUCCUGUUCGUAGUAAUAGGACCAAUUCCAAAUAUUUUUAAAGUUCAAAACUUGAAGAUCUUCAAAAUUUUUUGUAUUCUCUCUGAAUCCUAAACUUCCCAGUUCUGAUUUUGUACUAUAUUUUUCAAAUUUGGUUUUUUUGAGUUUGAGUUACCACAAGUCCUUCAUUCAAAAUACAUUAUCAACAUUUUUAUAAUAAAAAUUCAGAUUAUUUUUGAACAAACUGAAAGAAAAAUUUUGUAACCCUGAAAUCCAGCAGACAAAAAAAUUCCCAAUAUUUUUUCCAGGAGCAUUCUUAAUACCAUACAUUAUAAUGAUGGGUUUGGGUGGACUUCCAUUAUUUUUGAUUGAACUCGGAAUUGGACAACGAUUACGAACGGGUCCGAUGGGUGUUUGGGCGGCGAUUCAUCCGUAUUUGGGUGGUCUUGGCGUAUCAGCUGCAAUUGUAUCAUAUCUCGUCGCCAUGUAUUAUAAUGUCAUUGUUACUUGGUGUUUGUAUUAUCUUUUCAAGUCUUUCACGCUGGAACUUCCGUGGAGUGUUGGUUUUUUUUUUGAAAAUUAGAGGAAAGUUCUGAAUCUCAUCAAAAAUAUUUUUCCAGGAAUGCCCGAAAUACAGUAAUGGAACUGAAAUUGAAGAAUGUGCAAAACAAGGUGAAGCAUCAUAUUUCUGGAAUCACGAAGCUCUUGAAACCACUGAAUCAAUUAGUGAUUUCGGAGGAUUCAAUUAUCAUAUUUUGACAGCUCUUGGAGCAGCUUGGCUUUUGAUUUAUCUUUGUGUGAAUAAAGGGAUCAAAAGUUCAGGAAAUGUUAUGUAUAUUACUGCGAUAUUUCCGUAUAUUGUCACUUUUAUGUUCUUGAUCCGAUCUGCAACGCUUGAAGGAGCUAUGGCUGGAAUCAGUCAUAUGUUCCAUCCUGAUGUGAGUUUUUUGACAAUCUCAUCUCUUCUUUAAAAAAAACUUUUUUUUCAGCUCGCAAAAUUAUUGGAGCCAACAGUUUGGUUAGAGGCAGCAACUCAAAUUUUCUACUCAAUGGGACUUGGUUUUGGGGGAUUAAUCGCUUUCGGAUCAUACAAUCCAUUGAAAAAUGAUUGUAAAAAAGACGCGGUUCGACUGGCUUUGGUCAAUAUUUUCACAUCAAUCUACACAGCUGUCAAUAUUUUCUGUGUCUUGGGAUAUAUGGCAACUCGACAGAUUCAUGCUUGUAUUGAAGAGUUAGUUGAAAUACAUAUUUUCAACAUCAAUGAUUUUUGUGUUCCAGAGACAAAGUUCAUUUGCAUAAACUGUUCCCGGAAGAAUUUCCAUAUUUGUCAAAUGUUACUGAUCGUUUCAGUGAUGAAGAUAUUUUGAAAAUGAUUGAGAAUCGAUGGACUGGAGACUUUACAAGAAUGACAUCUGUUUCAAAAAUGUGCAAUUUCGAGGCAACAAUCUCAAAAGCUGCUGAAGGAACUGGACUCGCGUUUGUUGUUUUCACCGAAGCGAUUCUACAAUUUCCAAUUCCACCAUUUUGGUCAGUUCUAUUUUUCUUGAUGUUACUGAGUCUUGGAUUGGGUUCAAUGUUUGGAACAUUGGAAGGAGUUAUCACAUCAUUAAAUGAUUCAAAGUUGGUGACUCUUCGCAAACCAGUCAUGACUUUCAUUCUUUGUCUUUCUGCGUUUUUGGUUGGUCUUCCUUUUGCUUCAAAAUCUGGACAGGUGAGUAUUUUAGAAAAAGUAGAUCAAAAAUAUUUUUAUUCCAGUAUUGGGUAUCCUUAUUCGACAGUUUUGCUGGAUCCUACGCUUUAAUGUGUGUUGCGUUCCUUGAAAUUGUUGCUGUUUCAUAUGUAUACAAAGAGCAAAGAUUUUCUGAUGAUAUUGAAUAUAUGACUGGAAGUCGCCCUGGUUUAUAUUGGAGAUUCACCUGGAAAAUCGCCACUCCUUUUAUGAUGUUGGUUUUGUUCAUUGCGUCGGUUGCUCAGUUUUUCAAAAAUCCUGCGUUCUAUUUUGCAUAUGAUGCUGCUAAGGUAGAUCAAAAUGUUACAAAAAAAUCUAUAUUAUAAUAUUUUAUCCAGGGUCGCUCGGUGCAAACAGAUUAUCCAAUUUGGGCUAUGUACAUUGCGGUUUUCAUGGUUCUGCUGGCAAUUUCUCCCACUCUCAUCAUCUUAUUCUUGAGAUAUUUCAGAAUAUGGAAAUUUGAGGCAAAUAUCCCAGCGGUAAGCAAAAAUGCACAAUUUUAUUUCAGUAGAUUAUCUGAAUGUUUAUGUUUUUAACUUCAUUUUUUCAUAUUUUUCUUUUUAAAAAACUAAUAUUUUAGAUAGCACAAGUGAAAAAUAUUUUGCAGGUAACCUGGCAUGAUUUAGAGAAUAAUUUGUAUUUACUAUAAUUAUGUAUUUUUAUUUUUUUUUUUCAAUCGUUUCAGAUUUGGGAGAAAACUGGAAAAGUAAAAUUUUUUGGAACAAUGCUUUAAAGCAUAAUAGUUUUCUCCCAAGUCUGAUAUGAUCCAUUUCCUAUCGGAAUGUAUUUUUCAUAAUGUAGACAAUUGUUGAGCAAGGCUGGUUGGAACAGAAUUUUAUCGGACUUUUGGAUUCUCAAUUUUUGUUGCUGGCAUUGAAAAAUUUGACCUUUGGAACCAAAAAUUUUCAUUUCCAAUAUAAAAGAUCAACUUCAGAAUUCUGAAGUUUUGAAUUUCAGAAGAAGAUUUCCGAAAUCCCAAAUUCCCAAUUUCAACCAGCCUCGUUGUUCCUGAUUAAUUUGUAUUCCUAAAAAAAAUCCGAAUUAUAUUCCAGGCUUCGAAAUGUUUGAACACAACACCAUCAACUACCCACAUGUUGAAAAAUGAGCAAUCAUAUAAUCGGAUAAAUGAUUCAACAGUUUCUGUAUCAGAAAUUGACACAUUUAACGCAACCACAAAUGGAAAUGGAUUAUCAGCAAAUCAUCGUCAAUAA